Molecule: messenger RNA, 1123 nt
Organism: Raphanus sativus (radish)
Lineage: Eukaryota; Viridiplantae; Streptophyta; Magnoliopsida; Brassicales; Brassicaceae
Product: L-ascorbate peroxidase 3
Exons: 9
Coding region: 142-1008 (288 amino acids)
Biological process (GO): cellular response to oxidative stress; response to reactive oxygen species; hydrogen peroxide catabolic process
Molecular function (GO): heme binding; peroxidase activity
Source: RefSeq, a predicted model, not a curated record
UUUGGCUCAAACUUCAACGUUAACUAAAAAACAAGAUUUGAUUACUUUUUUUAUCUGCCUUUGAACCAUAUAUUGUUUCUUAUAUAUCUUCCUUCAUCUCUCUCUCUCUCUCUCUCUCUCUCAAAAGACUCAAGACUAACAAUGGCGGCACUCAUCGUUGACGCCGAGUACCUUAAGGAAAUUGACAAGGCUCGCCGUGAACUUCGUGCUCUCAUCGCCAAGAAGAACUGCGCUCCGAUCAUGCUCCGUUUGGCGUGGCAUGAUGCUGGAACCUAUGAUGCUGAAUCCAAGACCGGUGGACCUAAUGGCUCUAUUAGGAACGAAGCAGAGUACAGUCAUGGUGCCAACAGCGGUUUGAAGAUAGCACUUGAUCUUUGUGAGGACGUGAAAACUAAGCAUCCCAAGAUCAGUUAUGCGGACCUGUACCAGCUUGCUGGUGUGGUAGCGGUUGAAGUGACCGGUGGACCUGACAUCAGUUUUGUUCCUGGCAGAAAAGAUUCAAAUGCCUGCACCGACGAAGGAAGACUUCCUGAUGCUAAUCAAGGUUUCAAACAUCUGAAAGAUGUCUUCUACCGGAUGGGUUUGUCUGACAAAGAUAUUGUGGCACUGUCAGGGGCACAUACUCUGGGAAGGGCUCAUCCAGAGAGAUCAGGUUUCGAUGGACCAUGGACUGAAGAUCCUCUAAAGUUUGAUAACUCAUACUUUGUGGAAUUGCUGAAAGAAGAAGAAUCAGAGGGCUUGCUGAAACUUUCAACGGACAAAUCUUUGUUGGAAGUCCCGGAGUUCCGUCAGUAUGUUGAGCUUUACGCAAAGAACGAAGAUGUAUUCUUCAGAGACUAUGCAGAGUCACACAAGAAACUUUCAGAACUCGGGUUCACACCAACGUCUACGGUCACUAUGGCGAUAACAGACUGCACCGCACUGGCACAUACUGCAGUCGGAGUCGCGGUGGCUGCUGCUGUUGUGGCCUUUAGCUACUUCUAUGAAAUUCGCAGAAAGAUGAAGUAAAUGAAAUAGAAAGCACGCAUUUCCUUCUCAGCUCUCUGGUUUGUAAGCAUGCAUUUAUCGAGAUAAUAUGUUCUCUAGAUUCCUAUAUUUCUGCAAUAAGAUCACACAUUGAUCA